UCAAGUCCAGUGACAGUCGAGGUGAUGCUGAGACACAGGGUGACUCCAGGCAUGGUGGUGAUGAGGAGGUGAAGGAGGAGUAUGGAGCAGAAACCAGCAUAGAAACAGUGAAAGGUACAAGGGCAAUUGUUUUAUGAAUAUAAAUAAAAAAAUGAUUAUGUUUAAAAUGAUAAAAAUCAUAAAUUAAAGAAUAUCCACUAUUGCAGAUGUAGCUCUACACUCAACCCAGGCAGAGUCAGGGUCCAGCAAAGGAGAAGUUGAGCUAGCUAUUCACCCAGAUGAGGAUGAGGGAUUUCCUUUUUUUGACCGCCCAGCCUCAAAAGAUUUUUCCAAAUUUUUUAACUUCCACCCUCAACAACCCCCCAGAAAAGGUGUUAGCAUCUAUGAGACGAAAGAUGGCAUCAACAGAAAGUGGCUCACAUACUGUCAAAGAGACAACUCUCUGUACUGUUCAGUAUGUUUGGCCUAUGCAAAGCCAUCUGCAACUGACAGCACAUUUAUUAAGGGGGGGAUGACAGCCUGGAAGCAUGUUCAUCAAAGAAUAGAAGAGCAUGAAAGAAACAAAGGCCAUAGAGAUAGUGCAGAGGCAUAUUUUAUGAAAGCCAGCCAAGCAGACAUAGCAAGCCUACUUUGUGGGAAACAAAUCUCUCUGCACCGGGAUCAGGUCAGGAAGAAACGCCAAGUCAUGGAUCGUGUGAUAGAAGUGAUCAAAGUUUUAGGGAAGUGUGGUCUAAGCUAUAGAGGCACUGAAUUUGAAGCAGCAUACACCUGGGAGAAGUUCGCUGUUGACCAUGGAAACUUCUUGGAAAUGAUCAUUCUAUUAAGCAAAUUUGAUGUCUCGCUCCAAGAACAUGUGAAGGAAUGUGUUCAAAAAAGCAAAAGCCUACAUGACAGCGGUGCGAAAGGCAGAGGAUCCCUGGUAACACUGCUCUCUAAAACCUCUGUUAACAAAGUAAUUGACGUCAUCAGUCACUUAAUUAAGGAGAGCAUAUCUAGGGAGGUAAGAGUGGCAGGGAUGUUUUCUGUGCAGAUUGACACCACACAGGAUGUCACCUCCACAGACCAAUGUGCUGUAAUCCUCAGAUAUGUCAAUGAUGAAGUCCAGGAGAAGCUCAUAGGUGUGGUUCAAUGUGAGUCAUCAACUGGAGAAUAUUUUGUGGAGCUACUUAAAGAAACUCUGUCAAAGGUGGAUAUUGAUCUUCAGAACUGUGUAGGCAACUCAACUGAUGGUGCAGCAAACAUGCAAGGCCAAUACAAGGGGUUCUCUACCUUACUCUCAUCAGAGUCUCCUAAUCAGGUGCACAUCUGGUGCUAUGCACAUGUGCUUAAUCUGGUUUUGGGAGACACCACAGGCAUUGUUAUCGAAAGUGCAUCUCUUUUUUCUAUUAUAAAUGAUGUAGCUGUAUUUAUUAAAGAUUCAUACAAGCGUAUGAAUGUCUGGGAGAAGGUGAGUGAUGACAAGCGACACAGAAGGCUGUCUCCGAUUGGAGAAACUAGCUGGUGGGCAAAGGACCAGGCUCUCAGCAAAAUAUUUGGCUGUUUUGGUAACCCCUACAAUGCCUUGUUCGUGGACUUAAUCCUAACACUGAAGAGGAUAGUGGAGGAUAAAUCAAUGAAACCACCUGUCAGAGCAAAAGCAAAGGGUUACUUUGAGGCCUUUUUGAAACAUGAGACAAUCCUGACUGCACAAAUAUUUCUGAGGAUAUUUGAGAUCACCUCCCCACUCUCCAACUACCUGCAGACCAGUGGCAUGGACCUAAUCACUGCGCAUCGCCUAGUAAUGGGGGCCCAAGACAGCCUAAAAAAAUGCACAAGGGACAUGGAUGCCGUGACAAAAGCCGCUAAUGUCUUUGUUGAGUGGGCUAACGAUAAGCUGGAGGAAAACGAAUCCGAAGAGGUGGUACAGGCAGCUCUCCCUCAAAGAAAAAUCAGAAAGAAAAAGACCAUGCCAGGUGAAGAAGCAGAGGAAGAACACAUAUUGAGUGCAGAGGAUCAGUACAGGAUCAAGGUACACAACACCAUUUUGGAUACAGUGACUGAGAGCAUCCAAACACGCUACUCUGCAAAUGGAGCCCUUUAUGAUGAUUUUGCCUGCCUCGACCCAAGGAACUUUGACACAUUGAGAGUUAAAAACCUCCCAUCUGAAUCCCUGGAACAACUCAGUCGAUGUCUCCUGAGAUUUGACGACAGAGCCACACCUGGAAGGCUCAAGGCCGAGCUCUAUAAUCUGGCCAACCAAUGGGAGAGAAUAAAGUUGCCCCAUUUGGAGUCCUACACUGUCAGGACUGCAGCAGAGCAUACCAAAGAUGGAGAUGGCCUGGAGCUCACAGUCACCAGCUGCACCUCCUGUAAAGACUGUGCAAUUUGUGUGUAUCGGGUCCUUUCCAAAUACAACCUUCUGACUGGUUCCUAUCAUGUCAUUGGAUUGGCCUACAAGUUCCUGCUGACACUCUCCUUCAGCCAAGUGGCCUGUGAGAGGACCUUCUCAACACUAAAAUUUGUGAAGAACAGACUGAGAACCACCUUGACACAGGAUCGUCUUGAGGCCUUCAUUAUAAUGUGCACCGAAAAAGAGAUCCUGAUGUCUCUAGACAACGAUGAGGUCAUUGACAAAGUUGCGGAGACCAGUGAAGUGCUCCAGCGCUUGCUGAUGAUGUGAGAUGUAGCUCUACACCGGCAGAUUCAGGGUCCAGCGGAGAGGAAGCAGAGCGAGCUCUACACCCAGAUUAUUUUUUGCUGUUUGUUUUCUCUAACUAUAUAAAUCCAACUAUAUCAAUCAAGGAAAGUUUGUCUGUCUGUGUGUGUGUGUGUGUGUGUCCUAAUUUUUCUCCCAAACGGCUUUACCUAUCACUCUGAAAUGUCGAAUAGCCCCUCAAUAUAUACCUGGCCAGAGACUGACAGAGCCAUUUUUCUAAUUUGUCAAUGCAAACGUUGGUUAAAAAAAAGCUUGAUUAGUGAUUUAUGUGAAGCUGUAACCAACAGACAAUGUGUAUGUGUGUGACAAUUUUUUUCCACUAAAAUAAUUGUAUCUUGCACUAUUUAGAUCAUUUUCAGCCUUGAUUUUCCUUUCUAGGCACAUGCAAUUUCAAAUAUUUUGUACAUGGACAAGAUUGCUAAUAAAAUAUUUCCCAGUGAUCUUCACAUUAUUCUAAACACAUGCACAUCCCAACAUUGACAUGCAGUUGCAAUGCACAUAUCCACGGAUAAGGACUAGUUUUUAUUAUUUUACACCGUGGCAAAAUUCCACACACGCUAUUCCCGCGGUCUCAUAAAAGGCCUCUCCAUCCCAAAGUCCCGGGCCAAAUUUUUGUCCCAGUCCACCCCUGCUGGAGGAUGUUCAUUC
Gadus chalcogrammus (walleye pollock) is the source of this 3343-nucleotide messenger RNA. RefSeq lists its product as uncharacterized. The record is from RefSeq and is a predicted model, not a curated record. The coding region runs from base 512 to 2659 and encodes 715 amino acids. Gene Ontology annotation, molecular function: protein dimerization activity. Lineage: Eukaryota; Metazoa; Chordata; Actinopteri; Gadiformes; Gadidae. The transcript has 2 exons.